Messenger RNA from Notolabrus celidotus (New Zealand spotty), 2527 nucleotides. RefSeq names its product titin homolog. Lineage: Eukaryota; Metazoa; Chordata; Actinopteri; Labriformes; Labridae. The transcript is spliced from 9 exons. Gene Ontology annotation, biological process: proteolysis. Gene Ontology annotation, molecular function: zinc ion binding; metalloendopeptidase activity. The coding region runs from base 1 to 2097 and encodes 698 amino acids. The record is from RefSeq and is a predicted model, not a curated record.
AUGGACAUGGCUCCAGUUUUCCUUUUCCUCCUCUUGCUCUCGUUGAGCAAAGUUUCCCCGGGCGCCGCGUUUCCAUUUAAAGAUGCACCAUAUGAGAAAGAUAAAGAUGAAGCAUAUGGGUAUGGUAAGGGAGCAGCUGGUGAAUUAGCCAAAGUUGUACCUUAUGAGGAAUUUAAAGGGGCACCAGAUGAGAUGGAUAAAGAAGCAGCAUAUAAGAAAGCCAAAGCUGCGUUUUAUGAGAAAGUUAAAGAAGUGCCUGAUUGGAAAGAUAAAGUUCCACCUAAUGAGAAAGGUAAAGAAGUGCCUGAUUGGAAAGAUAAAGUUCCACCGAAUGAGAAAGGUAAAGAAGUGACUGAUGAGAAAGAUGAAAGUGCACCUCAUGAGAAAGGGAAAGGACCCCCUGAUGAGAAAGAUAAAGUUGCACCUGAGGAGAAAGGUGAAGAAGUAACUGAUCAGAAAGAAAAAGUUGUGCCUGAGGAGAAAGAUAAGAAAGGAGAAACAGAUGAGAAAGAUAAAGUUGGACCUCAUGAGAAAGAUAAAGAAGUAAUUGAUGAGAAAGACAAAGUUGCACCUCAUGAGAAAGGGAAAGGACCCCCUGAUGAGAAAGAUAAAGUUGCACCUGAGGAGAAAGGUGAAGAAGUAACUGAUCAGAAAGAAAAAGUUGUGCCUGAGGACAAAGAUAAAGUUGCACCUAAGGAGAAAGGCAAAGAAGUAACUGAUCAGAAAGAGAAACUUGUGCCUGAGGAGAAAGAUAAGAAAGGAGAAACAGAUGAGAAAGAUAAAGUUGGACCUCAUGAGAAAGAUAAAGAAGUAAUUGAUGAGAAAGACAAAGUUGCACCUCAUGAGAAAGGGAAAGGGCCCCCUGAUGAGAAAGAUAAGACAGGAGCAACAGAUGAGAAAGAUAAAGUUGUGCCUGAGGAGAAAGAUAAAGUUGCAACUCAUGAGAAAGGUAAAGAAGUAAUUGAUGAGAAAGACAAAGUUGCACCUCAUGAGAAAGGGAAAGGGCCCCCUGAUGAGAAAGACAAAGUUGCACCUAAGGAGAAAGGCAAAGGGCCCCCUGGUGAGAAAGAUAAGACAGGAUCAGCAGAUGAGAAAGAUACAGUUGUGCCCGAGGAGAAAGGUAAAGAAGUUACUGAUGAGAAAGAUAAAGUUGCACCUGAGGCGAAAGGUAAAGGCCCCCCUGAUGAGAAAGAUAAAGGUGCACCUUCUAAGAAAGGUAAAAAAGUUCCUUAUUGGAAAGGUAAAAAAGUUCCUUAUUGGAAAACCAAAGUUGCACCUUAUUGGAAAACCAAAGUUGCACCUUACUGGAAGCGCAAAGGUGUUCUUUAUGACGAUGCUAAAGGUGCAACCGAUGAGAAAGCACAAGAUUCUGCUUAUGAGAAAGCACAAUAUGCAACGGAGAAGAAAGCUAAAACAUAUGUCUCUGAAAUCAUCGCAAAAGCUAAUGAUGGCAUAAAAACCAGACUGAUACACGGAGAUAUUAAGGCAAAUUACCUCAGGAAUGCAGACCCCUGCACGGCCACAGGCUGCAAGUGGAAAAAGCGUGGAAAAUAUGUGAUGGUGCCUGUCAUUAUCUCCUCCAAAUACACUAAAGAAGAGCGCUUCACCAUCAUCAAAAGCCUGGUGACCUUCCAUAAAACAACCUGCAUCCGCUUCGUGUGGAGACGCUGGUAUCAUCGCAAUUACCUCUACUUCUUCUCUGGGACUGGAUGCUGGUCGAGCGUGGGCCGUCAGAGACGAGGACAGGCCAUCUCUUUACGUAAUACUGUCUGUUUGAACCUGCCCACGGUGCAGCAUGAGGUUCUUCAUUCUCUGGGCUUCCACCAUGAGCAAAUUCGCUCUGACAGGGAUGACUAUGUUUCCAUCCUCACUGAGAACAUUAUACCAGGGGUAGAACGAAACUUUCAGAAAGUGCAAACUAACAACUUGGGAACGCCAUACGACUACCAAUCUGUCAUGCAUUACAGCAAAUACGCCUUCUCCAAAAAUGGUCAGUCAACCAUAGUGGCUAAGAAGGAUCCUAACAUCAUGUUAGGAUGGGCCGAAGAGAUGAGCAAAUAUGACAUCGAACGCGUCAACAAACUUUACCAAUGCUAACCAGCAAAUCAAUGAUACUCCAGAUCCUUCAACUUUCUAAAAAAACUGAUCUGAUUUACUGCAAAAUGUUUCCUCAGAGCAAAAGAAUCCUCCCUUUAAUAUCAUAUCAAUUUGCCUUGUGCAAAUGAAUAAAUAAAUUUCAUUGAAAGAAUUGAAAUUAUUGUGCUCAUUUAUGGCAUCUGCGUCUGUCCAGACACUCUCUAUGGCUAAUAUUUUUUGUUGUUAAAUCUCUGUAUGUUUAAGGAUUAUUUUCAAAAUACAAAGCAUGAAUAAAAAGUAUAUCCAAUUUGCAAAUAAUCAAAGGGAAGUGCUAAAACUGAAAGCUGACAAUAAAGGAAACAUCAAAUAUGAAACUCGAAGUCCUUUAGGGAGGAACAGCAAGGCAAGUUUAUUUCAACAUCACGUAAUAAGACAUUUAAAAGUCAUUAAG